Molecule: messenger RNA, 2567 nt
Organism: Budorcas taxicolor (takin)
Lineage: Eukaryota; Metazoa; Chordata; Mammalia; Artiodactyla; Bovidae
Gene: SEC22B
Product: SEC22 homolog B, vesicle trafficking protein
Exons: 5
Coding region: 122-769 (215 amino acids)
Biological process (GO): endoplasmic reticulum to Golgi vesicle-mediated transport; vesicle fusion with Golgi apparatus; retrograde vesicle-mediated transport, Golgi to endoplasmic reticulum
Cellular component (GO): endoplasmic reticulum membrane; ER to Golgi transport vesicle membrane; endoplasmic reticulum-Golgi intermediate compartment
Molecular function (GO): SNAP receptor activity
Source: RefSeq, a predicted model, not a curated record
GAGACGCGAGUAGCUGGGUCUUCGGCAGCUGAGGUAGAGGUUUAACUGUUGUCCCGGCGGAGCAAGUCAGGACACAUCUACGGCCGUCUGGGCCAGUGCUGGGUCUCCGUAGCCUGUAAAGAUGGUGUUGCUCACGAUGAUCGCCCGAGUGGCGGACGGGCUCCCGUUGGCCGCCUCGAUGCAGGAGGACGAACAGUCUGGCCGGGACCUUCAACAGUACCAGAGUCAGGCUAAGCAGCUCUUUCGAAAGUUGAAUGAACAGUCCCCUACCAGAUGCACUUUGGAAGCUGGUGCCAUGACUUUUCAUUACAUUAUUGAACAGGGAGUAUGUUAUUUGGUUCUGUGUGAAGCUGCCUUCCCUAAGAAGCUGGCUUUUGCCUACCUAGAAGAUUUACACUCAGAAUUUGAUGAGCAGCAUGGGAAGAAGGUGCCAACUGUGUCUAGACCCUACUCCUUUAUUGAGUUUGAUACCUACAUUCAGAAAACCAAGAAGCUUUACAUUGACAGUCGUGCUCGGAGAAACCUAGGCUCCAUCAACACUGAACUGCAAGAUGUGCAGAGAAUCAUGGUUGCGAAUAUUGAAGAAGUGUUACAACGGGGAGAAGCACUCUCAGCAUUGGAUUCGAAGGCUAACAAUUUGUCCAGUCUGUCCAAGAAAUACCGCCAGGAUGCGAAGUACUUGAACAUGCGUUCCACUUAUGCCAAACUUGCAGCAGUAGCUGUAUUUUUCAUCAUGUUAAUAGUGUAUGUGCGCUUCUGGUGGCUGUGAAGUAGUGAAUCCAGUCACUGGCAAGGGAGAACCUAGCACCCGACAGGUGUAUGUUUUCAGGAAGCUGAGCGCACAGAGAUGUGUAUUAGAAUCCAAGUGGAACUUCUGCCUUUAAAGACCUUGCAAGAAAAGACAUGGCCUGAAAAGGAAAGGUUACACCUCAUUUAAUGAAGCUUAGCCCUAUGUAGAAAGCGUCUUUCCGGGGCAGAGGCUUUCUCUGGGUGCUAAGCCAUAUACAUUAGGGAACAGUAGAUUGUUUUAUUUGUUUUUUUUCCCCUUCCAGUGUUUUACAUUUUUCAAACAGCACUGACUGGGGCAUUCUCAUUCUCUAAUGGAGCCGUCAGUGAGAUUUGGCUUAACCAACCUAUGCUAGCAAGUCUGAAAUCCCUUCAGAGAAGGCAGCCCUUCAGGAAGUUUUUUGACUCUGUUUAAUCAACAUUCCUUUUGUUGGUGACAUUUGUGAUUUUCAGGAAUCUGAGUUGUUUGAUGGCCUUUUAAACAAGACUCCAGUAUGUGAAGGUUAAUUGCUGUGCUGCAAGAUACCCUGUCUAUUGGCCCCUGUAGGAAGUUAACCUUGUUUUUCAUUUAUGAUAAUUUGCUUAUUGCACAAUUGCUUUAGAGUUAAAUGAAUUAAAUGAAUUAUAUUAAGAUGCGUUGAAAUUAUAUUAUAGCACUCCUUGAUUAAGAAGCAAAAAUGUUUUCUGUCAUUUACUCUUAAAAGACUUAAAAUUAGUUUGGGACAUUGUUGAUUUUAUUUUUCUGCAUCUGGUUUAUAUUAAUAUAAGAGUGAGUAUAGCAUAUAGCCAGAGGCCCCUGACUUAUUGGGAAGACAGGCCAGCUCAUCACUACAGCUUUUUCCUCUUUCCUCACUUCUUCACUAUGAUUUUCCCCCCUCUUCCUCCUGCCACAACUUGCUAAGGUUUUUUUAAUUGCUCUGAGCCCUAUAGUUUCAUGUCCCAUAACUAUCCUCUCCGUACAUUCUCAAAUUUCAAAAUGGAAGAUAAUCAGUUGCAUAGUUAAUUAAAUUGAAAAUUUUCAGAGCAACUACUCAAACUACUAAACAUAUUUAUCUAAGAAAAUCUGAGAGCACCUCAUAUCUGCUUCAGUUAUGUAAUUCUCUAAGAAUGUUCUAGAGAUAGGCAACUCAUUUACAGUAGAUUCUGUUAACAAAUAAAAGUACCUGAUUUUUCCCUUUUUUGCUCAGGGAUAAUGAGAAUUUCCUUUUACCUUCUGAGGUAGAAUUUUUUAAAUGGGGAGAAUAGGCCUUUUAAAUAUUGUCACAAGAGUCUACAAUAUAACCUCUAAUUCCUACACAUACUGCAAAUAUUUCUUUAAAUUGUACAGGAAAAUGAACCAACUUCUUAUUUCUUAAGAUCUUUGGAAAGAACUUAAACCAGUAAGCAGUUUUAUAACUCAGGAUCAUCAAAUCUACUGUUCUGAUUCCUGAUAGAGGAAAAAAAAAAUCUUUUCUUUAAACCACGGCAAGGAGAAAUGCUUAUUUUAUUCCUGAUAAUUUAUAGAACUAGAAUAAAAAUUUUUUCUUCCCACUUUGGACCUCUCUCUGCCAAUUGGAGUUUUGUGCAUGAAAUAAGAAGUUACUUUUUAUAGAGAAUAAGUGCUUGAAGUCCCUAAAAGUCUUGUCCCUAAGUAAUGAUGUUGGUAAUAAAAGCCUUUGAAAGGCUGAAAACCUAAAUAGUAGUACCAUAGCAUUUGGUACUUCUGUAGAAGUGGAGAGUGAGUGGCAGCUCGUUGUUGAGAGUUGCAUGCUGCAACCAAGUGGUCAGCAAUGAAAUAAAUA